Molecule: messenger RNA, 2466 nt
Organism: Amborella trichopoda
Lineage: Eukaryota; Viridiplantae; Streptophyta; Magnoliopsida; Amborellales; Amborellaceae
Product: rhodanese-like domain protein
Source: RefSeq, a predicted model, not a curated record
UCACGUGCAAACUACUAAAAAGUGUAUCCGUUUUCACUCUCUUCUUCGUUAGCCGCCAAGUCAAACUCAAACUAGGGUUCAUAAUUUACAGACCAUGGAAGACGAAGAAGAGCAUGGAAUUCUUUUGUACUAUCAAUAUGCCACAAUACCUGAUCUUGAUGCUCUUCUUCACUUCUUUAGAACGAAUUGCUCAUCGCUUCAACUUCUGGGUCGUGUGCGUAUUGCUCCUCAUGGUGUCAAUGUCACGGUGGGGGGAAAAAUUUCAUCACUGCAGAAACAUAUGGCUGCAGUCCAAUCUAAUGCCUUAUUUGAAGGAUGUGACUUCAAGCUUGCUUCAUGCCAUUCUCCAAAGAAUAUUUCGAUUGCUAAAGAGUGUGGAUUCACUUCUCUUUCUAUUCGAGUUGUUAAGGAAUUAGUUACUCUCAGUUCUCAUCCAUGGAUAGAGUCCCCAACUAUUUCCAAUGCUGGGAAACAUCUCACAGCUGUGGAGUUUCACUCCAUUCUCCAGAUUGCAGGGGGGAACUACAAGAAAGAUGGAACCUUCCAGGGAUCAGACCUGAUUUCGUUACGUGAAUGUGGAGUGGGCCCUAGGGAUUCUAAUCUUUAUGACAAAUUUAUUCUAUUGGAUGCAAGAAAUGUAUAUGAGACAAGAAUUGGGAAGUUCCAAGCCCCAAAUAUUGAGACCUUGGAGCCAAAAAUUAGGCAGUAUAGUGAUCUACCAACUUGGAUAGACAAUAUUUCUGAGCAGCUGCAUGGUAAAUGCAUUCUCAUGUACUGCACUGGUGGAAUAAGAUGUGAAAUGGCGUCUGCUUAUAUUAGGAUGAAAGGUUCUGCUUUUGAGAACGUUUACCAGCUUUAUGGUGGUAUUCAAAGGUAUCUGGAGCAGUAUCCAGAUGGUGGAUUUUUCCAUGGAAAAAACUUUGUUUUUGAUCCCAGAAUAUCAGUUGGAAGUUCGGAUAAAAAGAUUGUUGGUUCCUGCUUACUUUGCGGUGUCCCGUUUGAUGAUUACUCAUCACGUUGCCGAUGCCAUCAUUGUCGAAUGCUGGUCUUGGUUUGCAAUAUUUGUCAGGAGAAAGGCCAUGCUGUUUACACUUGUGAGCUAUGCCAGAAAAAUGGAACUGGGAACCUGUUAUUGCCAUUUGAGGGCAGUGUCGAUCUUUCACCAUCAACACCUGAUGGAGCAAAUAGUGUAGAAUUAGAAUUAACAAAUCGGUGUGAUCCGACCUCAAAUGUGACCAACGUAGCUGCAGAACAUAAUGGUGAGACACGCUUCAUAUGUAGCAGGCUGCAAAAAAAACUUCGGAUUCUUUGCCUUCAUGGGUUUCGACAGAAUGCUUCAAAUUUCAAGGGUAGAACUGCCUCAUUUGCUAAGAAAAUCAAGCGCCUCGCAGAAUUAGUAUACAUAGAUGCGCCGCAUGAGGUGCCUUUUGUUUUCAGGCCACGAGCCUUCUCUGAUCAAGGUCCCCCUCUUGAGAAAUGCAACCGAAGGUUCGCUUGGUUCAUUUCACCUGAAUCUCACGCUCUCAAGGAUGAAGCUGAAGAACAUGAAGGCCCAAAGUGGGUUCAAGCCGAUGAGCCCUUUGAUCCACUUCAGUAUGAGAAGCAAACUGAGGGGUGGGAAACUUCAUAUGCUUAUAUUAUGGAAAUGGUUCAACGACUGGGCCCUUUUGAUGGGGUAUUGGGUUUCUCACAAGGAGCUGCCAUGGCUGCUACUCUCUGUGCAAAGCAAGAGAGGGAAAGUGAAGGCCAGUUGAGUUUUGGGUUUGUGAUAUUGUGUUCGGGUUUCCUCUCUCCUGUGAAAGAGUUGUUUCAGGGCCCCCCCAUCAAGUGCCCCUCGCUUCACAUUUUUGGUAGUGAGAGAGGAAACGACCGGCAGAUAACACAUGCUGUGAGUGUGGAGCUUGUGAGCAUGUUUAGCUCAGAUACUUCAGUUUUGUUGGAGCAUGAUUCAGGUCACAUUAUCCCCACACGACAAUCGUAUAUCGAUCAGAUUAAAGCCUUCCUUGAUGAGGGAGGUGUGCCAUGAUACAAUUGAAAACACCCCAAAGGUGUAUCCACCAUCCCUUUUUGAUGAUGGACACUGGCAUUUACCCCGGUAAGAAGAAUGGACCUGUCAGUAUAACAUGGAUCGUAUCAUAUGCCCUAGGCCAGUGUACUAUUAUAUAAUUUGGCUUCUAUGUUUGGGGCAUCAUCAUCAUGGUAAAGGUGGAUGAUGACCCUCAUCUUCUUGAUGGAGUGAUAUGGGAUUAGCCCUGGGGCAUGGGCUUCUCAUUAUCCCUCGCAUUGGGCUUGCAAGACUAUAAGAGGAGAAUGUUGUAUCGUGGUUUUAGAUAAUGUGAUGGCGACGCAUUUGAAGUAAAUGAUCUUGAAAAUGAAUUAUUCUAUCUCGGAUCUUUUAGAUUUUGACAAUUUUGUUUGUAUGAAUUUGUUAUUUAAUGUUUGCAAAAGCGGUUGUUUCCGUGGGGA